GGCACUAUCAGGUUUUGAAGGGUCCUUCACAGACAAAGCCACCUACGACUGGAGCUCGGAGGAGGAGGAGCCUGAUGGAAGUGCGCGGCCCAUCCAGGUGCUGGUUGUCAAGGACGACCACACCUUCGAGCUGGACGAGGCGGCGCUGAGCCGGAUCCUAUUGGCCGAAGAGGUCCAGAACAGGGAAGUAGUGGCCAUAUCUGUGGCUGGGGCGUUCCGCAAGGGCAAGUCAUUCCUCAUGGACUUCAUGCUGCGUUACAUGUACAGCCAGGCAUCUGAAGAGUGGCUGGGGGAGGCAGAGGAGCCUCUGACUGGGUUCUCCUGGAGGGGUGGAUCUGAGAGGGAGACCACCGGCAUUCAGAUCUGGAGCGAAGUCUUUCUGGUGGACAAGCCAGAUGGACGCAAGGUGGCUGUUCUACUGAUGGACACACAGGGAACGUUCGACAGCCAGUCGACGUUGAGGGAUUCGGCCACCGUGUUCGCACUCAGCACCAUGAUCAGCUCCAUGCAGGUAUACAACAUCUCCCAGAAUGUCCAGGAGGAUGAUCUUCAACACUUGCAGCUCUUCACUGAGUAUGGUAGACUGGCCAUGGAGGAGACAUUCCUCAAGCCAUUCCAGUCCAUGAUAUUCCUGGUCCGGGAUUGGAGUUUCCCUUACGAGUUUGCCUACGGACAGGAAGGAGGCAUGAAGUUCUUGGAGAAGAGGCUCAGGUCAGAGAUCUCUGAGAAUCAGCAUGAGGAGCUGCAGAACGUUCGUAAACACAUCCACUCCUGCUUCACCAACAUCUCCUGCUUCCUGAUGCCCCACCCCGGACUCAAAGUGGCCACCAACCCUAACUUCGACGGCAGACUCAAAGAGAUCGACCGUGAGUUCAUCAACAACCUGCAGGUGCUGGUCCCGUGGCUGCUGAGUCCCAGAAACCUGGAUGUCAAGGAGAUCAACGGCAGCAACAUCACCUGCAGAGGCCUGCUGGAGUACUUCAAGGCAUACAUCAAAAUCUACCAGGGUGAGGAGCUGCCACACCCUAAGUCCAUGCUGCAG
Oncorhynchus masou masou (cherry salmon) is the source of this 1042-nucleotide messenger RNA. RefSeq names its product atlastin-1-like. Gene Ontology annotation, biological process: protein homooligomerization; endoplasmic reticulum organization. Gene Ontology annotation, molecular function: GTP binding; GTPase activity. The transcript is spliced from 10 exons. The record is from RefSeq and is a predicted model, not a curated record. The annotation marks the transcript as partial. NCBI's taxonomy places the organism in Eukaryota, Metazoa, Chordata, Actinopteri, Salmoniformes, Salmonidae.